Molecule: messenger RNA, 3048 nt
Organism: Labeo rohita (rohu)
Lineage: Eukaryota; Metazoa; Chordata; Actinopteri; Cypriniformes; Cyprinidae
Gene: r3hcc1
Product: R3H domain and coiled-coil containing 1
Exons: 8
Coding region: 537-1424 (295 amino acids)
Molecular function (GO): nucleic acid binding
Source: RefSeq, a predicted model, not a curated record
GUCUAAAACAGUCGCGUUUUGAAAUGCGUUCAAUGUUACUGUGUGACAGUGGUGUGCUAAGCUAACGUUAGUUGCUAAUGUUUAAGUGAGUUUAAAUUCGCGGUCGCAGAUGUUUAAUAUCAUUCAAAUCUCUCUGAUAUAAUUAGACUCAUCCUUGAGCAGACACUGAAGCAUUUCCUGUAAGUCUCUGUGGAUAAAGAUCGUCGUCCUCUAGCACCCUGGCUUUUCCUUGUGUCAAUGGCUGUUACCUUCCCAAACAAGAGACUAAAUUCAUCCAUACAGUCCUUGAGGAGCUGGAUGUGUUUCAACAGAGAAAUGAGCAAAAAAGCGUUUUACUCUUCCCGCCUAUCCCGAGCCGACUUCGCUUCCUCAUUCACCAAACCUGCGGGAAUCAUCCCAACCUGAGCACCUUCUCUGUGGGCGAGGGCUGCGCACGCAGGGUCGUAGUGUGCUUUUCCGACCUCAGGUUGCCAGAAGAUGACCAGAGGGAUGCAGAAGCCAGUUCUCAUGAGCGAGCGUGCAGUCGGGACAGAGACAUGGAGAACAACAGCCACACACGCUCACUGGAGACCAACUACAACAACAGACGGAGAGCCAGACGGCCAGACAAGGCUAUUUACGUUCCUCGUGCUAUGAGACAUAAGAUAGAUCUGGAACAACCGAGUCUUAAGGCGUCAUCUGUGGAAUCCUGCUCUGACGUUACUGAGGAACCUCAUGUAGCCAGUCAGAAGCCAGAGGUGGACAGCACAGGCCAGUCACUGGCCGAUGAGGAGUUUGUGCAGCUUUCAAGGUCGGGUCCAUCACCGUGGCCUGCAGACUGGGACCAGACUGUGUCUUUCUUCACAAAUUUGACACUAGAUGGCGAAACAGAUGAAGAUUGUGCCAGCAACACGUUACUUUCAGCUGAUGCCACACUUCAGCAGCCAGAUGUUGAUGAAAGUUUGCUUUCUGAGAUCAAAGCCAAACUCAAACACAGGGACAUCACCAUACUCAACACCUGCAGUGAUUUCCCUGCCUUUGCAAACAUCUGGCUUGACCCGCAGGAGUUUGGCCACGUUAUUGAGAUCUACGACUUUCCUGCCAUGUUUAAAACGGACGACCUCCUUGAUGCCUUUGCUGACUAUAGUGAAGGGGGGAUGAAGAUCAAGUGGGUGGAUAACACUCACGCUCUCGGUGUAUUUUCAAGUCAGUCGGCAGCUACACAGGCACUCUCCAUGAAACAUCCAAUACUGAAGACUCGCACACUGCUAGAGGGAAGCCAGAAAGCGAAAUGGAAAGCAACCAGACGUGCAGAGUUUAUUCAGCCAGUGAAGGAACGGCCACGGACGGACACAGUAGUGGCUCGCAGGAUGGUGACCAGAGCGCUGGGCAUGAGAGGAGGCGUGAGGGGGAGAUCCUUUGAAAUGAGAAACGCCUUUAACUGAAUAAUUAAAAAAAAAAAAACUUUGUGAUCACACAGUCAGACUGUCCUUCAGUUAAUACUACACUGGGAAAAUAACAGAUGUCCUUGACAUGAACUACUACACCACCCAGACUUGGUAUGGCGAUGCUGUAAUGCUUUAUUUAGCUGCACAGGAUGUGGAAAUUCUCAAACACAUGAAAUAUAUGCGGUCUCCCGAGUUUCCAGUUUUAAUUGGUCGUUCUGUACUAUUUUAGGAAACAAGCCAACAGUAUAAGUAAGCAUUUGAUUAUUUCCUGAGUGAGUUUUGGUAAGCAUUCAGACGACUUGGUGGUUCUUGCAGGAAACAGUUUUGUUUGUUUUCUCCAUACUAACAAGCCUUUAUAAAUAGAUCGUUUUUAUUAACUUAAAUUUUAUUUAAUACAAAUAAGCUUUUUAGCUCAUUGGAAGACUGGUUUCCUGAACAUAGGUCAUCUAGGACUAUAGUAUUGAAUCUAAUGAUUAAAUUAAGGGACUACACUAUGUGUCUAGCUUUGUUCAUGUUUCUCAGUUACUUUAAUGUUUUUGUGUUCAGCUUGUGAGUUUUGGCACAUAAAAUAUUUGUUUAAAGAAGUCCACUUCCAAAACAAAGAUUCACACAUAAUGUCCUCACCCCCUUGUCAUCCAAGAUGUUCAUGUUUUUCUUUCUUCAAUCAUAAAGAAAUUGCUUUUUGAGGAAAACAUUUAUGCAUUUUUCUCCAUAUAAUGGACUGCUAUGAUGCCCCGAUUUUGAACUUCCAAAAUGCAGUUUAAAUGCGGCUUCAAACGAUCCCAAAUGUGAUUGUAAACGAUCCCAGGUGAGGAAGAAGGUCUUAUCUAGCGAAACGAUCAUUUUCAUUAAAAAAACAAUUUAAAUACUUUUUCCUUGAGCUCUGUGUAUUCUGGCUGAAGACAGUUAGGGUAUGUUGAAAAACUCCAAUCGUUUUUUCUCCCUCAACUUUAAAUAUCAUUUCAAAAUCAUCCUACAUCGCUGCAGAAAUGAACAUGCAAAAAAAAAUCAAAUGCCCUUAACUAAAAAGUUGAAACGCCAUUAUAGGGCGAUUUUGAAGUUGAGGGAGAAAAUAAGAUUGGAGUUUUUCGCCAUACCCUAACUGUCAUGAACCGUAAAAAAACAGUCCAGGCAGAGUAAGAAAAGACGAGCGUUUGACAUCAAAAAGUAUAUUAUUUAUUAUUUUUAUGAAAAUAACUGAUCAUUACGCUAGAUAAGACCCUUCUUUCUCGGCUGGGAUCGUUUACUACCGCAUUUAAACUGCAUUUUGGAAGUUCAAAAUCAGGACACCAUAGCAGUCCAUUAUAUGGAGAAUAAUGCUGAAAUGUUUCCCUCAAAAAACAAUUUCUUUAUGACUGAAGAAAGAAAGACAAGAACAUGACAUUAUAUGUGAAUCUUUGUUUUGGAAGUGGAUUUCUUUAAAAUACAGUAGUGUUAUUGGCAGACUAAAUAUGAAUAUAUAUAUAUAUAUUUUUAAUUUUUUACAUAAUUGUUUUUUAAGGUUAUUUGACUUGAGUUGAUUUGUUAAAAAAAACACUCAUGCUUAUUUCUGCACUUAUGUUUUAAAAUUGUUUCAUACCUCAAUCUGUUUAUUACAUAUUGAUUAAAUGUUUUGUCUGUU